This is a messenger RNA of Pipra filicauda (Wire-tailed manakin), 2726 nucleotides long. RefSeq names its product LON peptidase N-terminal domain and ring finger 2 (gene LONRF2). Lineage: Eukaryota; Metazoa; Chordata; Aves; Passeriformes; Pipridae. Gene Ontology annotation, biological process: protein ubiquitination. The record is from RefSeq and is a predicted model, not a curated record. The transcript is spliced from 12 exons. Gene Ontology annotation, molecular function: ubiquitin-protein transferase activity; protein binding. The coding region runs from base 249 to 2597 and encodes 782 amino acids.
GGCGGUUUUACCCGGCCGUUCGCCCCUUACAUAAGUCGGGAGCGAGUCCGCCCCCCAUCCCUUCUGCUGUUCCCCCUUCCCCCUCCCGGAGCCGCCCCCCUGCUGCAGCGAUGUGACACGCCCCCUCUCCAUCCCUUCCUCCCUCCCUCCCUUCCGUCGCCGUCCCCUCCCAGGAAGGAGCCGGAGUCGGCAGCGCCGCGGGCCCAGCAUGGAGUAGGGCGGCCCGGGGCUGGCGGCGCCGCGCGGGCAUGGAACUGGGCCCGGGGCCCUGCGCGCUGCCCCCCGCCGCCGGGGCCAGGGCGGCGGCGGGGGGACCCUGCGCCGAGAUGCUGCAGGUGGCGGAGGAGGCCUUCCGCGGCGGCAACUUCGAGCUGGCGGCCGAGAUCUACGGCUCGGAGCUGGCGGGGCUGCCGCAGCCCGAGCGGGGCCUGUGCCUCCGCCGCGCCGAUGCUCUGGCCAGGGCCGGCCGCAUGGCCGAGGCGCUGGACGCCUACGGCGCGGCGGCGCGGCUGGCGCGGUUGCGGCCCGAGGAGCUGCGGGAGCUGGCGGAGAGCGUCGCCCUCAGCAUCCGCGACAAGGAGCUGCGCCUGCCGCCCUGGGGGAGCGACGCGGCCGGCGGCGGGGCAGAGGGCGAGGGUCUGGGCGACCCGGCGUGCUGCCGCCCGCCUGAGCUGUUCGCCUGCCCGCUGUGCCGGCAGCUGCUGUGCGAGCCGGUGACCCUGCACUGCGGGCACACCCACUGCCGCCGCUGCGCCGAGCCCGGUGACUGCGGCCGCUGCCACCGCCCGCGCCGCUCCGCCGAGCCGACCCCCGCCGCCGCCGCGCCGCCCUCGCCGUCUGCCGCCGCCCGCCCGCGGGUCAACGUGGUGCUGGGCAACCUGCUGCACAAGUGGUUCGGCGCCGAGAGCCGGGCGCGGCGCCUCCGCGCCGAGGGCGACGCGCUGCGGGAGCGCCAGGAGCUGCCGGCCGCCCUGGAGAAGUACAACCAGGCCCUGGACAUGGCUCCUUGCAAGUGUUCACUAAUAGCACAGCGGGCAGAACUCUGUACGUUGAUGAAAAACUACCAGCAAGCUCUUCACGACGCAGAUGUCCUCUGCCGAAACAAACCCCACUGGCCUGCGGGCCAUUAUGUGAAAGCAAAAGCUCUUUCUGGAUUGGAAAGGACUGAGGAAGCAUUGAAGGAGUUUCUUUAUUGUGUUGCCUUAAAUCCUGAAUGGAGCUCAAUGAAGAAAGAAGCCCAAAAGAUAAUGUGUGAGAUGUUUUUCCCAGCCUUUGAAAAUGUGCAUGAUAGUCUAACAGCACCUUUCUCUAGUCGAACAUCCCAUACAAGAUUGAAACCUGCAUUUCUGAGUAGCAUAAAUACACAGUCAGCUGUGGAAGAUAACUCUGUUGCUGGGUCCUCAAAGGAUGCUGUAUUCAGGUUAACAAAAACCCCGUCCCAAGAAUCUGAUGUAUUCAGAAGCACUGAUUCUCCUGUUUCCCAUCAUGUUCUGGAUCUCUAUUUUGAAGACAACAAGAAGUCUUUGGGAGCUAUUCUCUCCAGUUUACCUGGGGUUGGCUUAAAAAGAAAGCUGUCCAGUGAUAUGAGGGAUUUACAGAGUUUGGAUGUCCCCAAUAAGAUUCCUAAAAAAGAUGCAGAUGUUUUACCUGAAAACACCACCGACACUUCAAGUGAGAUACCAACAACUCUGGUGGAUGCAUCAGACUUUGAGUGUUCCCUCUGCAUGAGGUUGUUCUACGAACCUGUUACCACACCCUGUGGACACACCUUUUGCCUCAAAUGCCUUGAGCGUUGCCUUGACCAUAAUCCACUUUGCCCACUCUGCAAAGAAAAGCUGUCAGAAUUUCUGGCAAGCAGAACUUACAAGAAGACCGUCCUUACAGAAGAACUGAUAGUCCGUUACCUGCCGGAGGAGUUAUCUGAAAGAAAGAAAGUCUAUGAGGAAGAAAUGAAGGAAUUGUCAAAUUUGAAUAAAGAUGUUCCCAUCUUCGUAUGUACCAUGGCCUUUCCUACCAUCCCUUGUCCGCUACAUGUCUUUGAACCUCGUUAUCGCCUAAUGAUAAGAAGAUGCAUGGAAACUGGUACCAAGCAGUUUGGCAUGUGCUUAGCUGAUGAAUUAAAAGGAUUUGCAGAUCAUGGCUGUAUAUUAGAGAUCAGGGACGUAAAGUUUUUUCCUGAUGGACGCUCAGUUGUUGAUACAGUUGGUGUCCGUCGUUUUAGGGUCUUAAGCCAUGGCCAACGAGAUGGAUAUAACACAGCAAACAUCGAGUAUCUUGAAGAUAAAAAGGUUGAAGGACCAGAAUAUGAAGAACUUGUCCGUCUUCAUGAUUCAGUUUAUGAUCAAGCUGUUGCCUGGUUUACUUCUCUUAAAGACAAUAUGAAAGUGCAAAUUCUCAAUCAUUUUGGGUCCAUGCCAGGAAAAGAACCAGAGCCACAGAGCAACCCCAGUGGUCCUGCCUGGUACUGGUGGCUCUUGGCAGUGCUGCCUCUGGAAAACAGAGCUCAGCUGGCUAUAUUGGCUAUGACCUCCCUUAAAGAUCGUCUUAUUGCCAUCAGACGCGUAUUGAUAUUUGUGACUCGCAAAAGACCCAGAUAACAUGGACUUCAGUUGAGUGGGCACUGAAAAAACAUCUCAUGAUAGGUCGUUCUAGGGGAGGGCAAAGGGGAGGGGUUGUUUUUGUAUUUUUCAAAGAUUCCUUCAAAAAAAAGCAGCCCUUUCUGACUA